GCCAAUUUACCGGUUCAAGAAAAGCGGUUCGACAAGAACCGCCAACUCUAUCCCCAUACACUUCGUCGUCUCGAUUUCCUAGCAAUUUCUCGAGCUGUUGUUUUGUUUAUCUGCUCUCUGCCUCCGCUUCUUCCAUUUUUCUUGGAUUUGUGCCUGCAAUGGCCGUUGCAAGCUCUUCUACUGUUUCAAAUUUGACGCAACGGCGGCCCUUGUUGAGCCUUAAAGACUCGGGUGCACCCAAUAGGCGGCUGAACUCACUGCGGCUCCCUCCCCGCUCUUGCACUCCUCUUGCCCGAUUCAACGUCGACUCUCGCUUCGUCGUCUCUUUGAGGAGGCACUCUCAUGAUGAUGGUAUUGGUAGAUACAAGUUUAGAAGAAACAAAGAUAAUGCUCGAAGGCCAGGCGCUUCUAAAAUUGUGGAACGUGGGAAUGAAACUUCAGGGACUAGGAAUUGCAUCUCUUGCUGUCUUAACCAAAAAAGGGGACGUUCUAGUAUCAAGAGAUUCACUCCUAGAUUCAUUUUUGACAAGUCUGCUUUACGGUUAUCCAAGAAUGAACAUGAUGAUAAAGUUGUGAAGCAUGCCCCUAUUGUUUGUGCAACUGUAGGUCCAGAUGAGCCUCAUGCAGCAAAUACAGCCUGGUCUGAUGGUAUUUUGGAGAAACAAGAUUUGGAUAUUUCAUAUCCUGAGUUUGGAAGAGCAGAGUUAGAGGCAUUUCUUAGUUCUGAACUCCCGUCUCAUCCAAAGUUGUAUAGAGGGCAGUUGAAAAAUGGAUUGAGAUACCUUAUUUUACCGAAUAAAGUUCCCCCCAACAGGUUUGAAGCACACAUGGAAGUCCAUGUGGGGUCUAUUGAUGAGGAAGAUGACGAGCAAGGAAUUGCACACAUGAUAGAGCAUGUAGCCUUCCUUGGAAGUAAGAAACGCGAAAAACUUUUGGGUACAGGCGCACGAUCUAAUGCCUACACUGAUUUCCACCAUACUGUGUUUCAUAUCCAUUCACCAACUAGCACGAAGGAUUCUGACGGAGAUCUACUUCCAUCUGUUCUCGAUGCCUUAAAUGAGAUAGCUUUCCACCCAAAGUUCCUUGCUUCUCGAGUUGAAAAAGAAAGGCGUGCCAUCCUUUCUGAACUACAGAUGAUGAAUACAAUAGAGUAUCGUGUUGAUUGUCAGCUAUUGCAACAUCUGCAUUCUGAAAACAAGCUGAGCAGAAGGUUCCCAAUUGGAUUGGAGGAACAGAUUAAGAAGUGGGAUGCUGAUAAAAUUAGGAAGUUCCAUGAACGAUGGUACUUCCCUGCAAAUGCAACCUUAUACAUUGUUGGAGAUAUUGAUAACAUCGCAAAAACAGUUAACCAAAUUGAGGCUGUCUUUAGCGAAACUGGGGUAGAAAACGAGGCUGUUUCUACGCCUAAUCCCAGUGCAUUUGGUGCAAUGGCUAGUUUUCUUGUUCCUAAGAUCUCAGUAGGAUUAACUGGCAGUUUAUCAAACGAGAGAUCAAAUUCAGUAGAUCAGUCAAAGAUCAUUAAGAAAGAAAGGCAUGCAAUUCGUCCUCCUGUGAAGCACAAUUGGUCACUUCCUGGAAGCAAUGUAUAUACAAAUCCCCCACAGAUAUUUCAGCAUGAAUUACUUCAAAAUUUCUCAAUUAAUAUGUUCUGCAAGAUUCCAGUAAAUAAGGUUCGGACAUUUAGUGACCUGAGAAAUGUUCUUAUGAAGAGGAUAUUUCUUUCUGCACUGCAUUUCCGUAUAAAUACAAGAUACAAGAGUUCAAAUCCCCCAUUCACUUCCAUUGAGUUGGACCAUAGUGAUUCUGGAAGGGAAGGGUGCACUGUCACUACACUAACUGUAACAGCUGAACCCAAGAAUUGGCAAAGCGCAAUUAAAGUUGCUGUUCAAGAGGUCCGGAGGCUUAAAGAGUUCGGUGUCACUAAGGGUGAACUGACUCGCUAUAUGGAUGCACUUCUAAAAGACAGUGAACACCUUGCAGCAAUGAUUGAUAACGUGUCGUCUGUUGAUAAUUUGGAUUUUAUAAUGGAAAGUGAUGCACUGGGGCAUACAGUUAUGGACCAAAGACAAGGUCAUGAAAGUUUAGUUGCUGUUGCUGGAACAGUUACUCUUGAAGAGGUGAAUUCCAUCGGUGCUGAAGUGUUAGAAUUCAUCUCUGAUUAUGGAAAGCCUACGGCACCCCUUCCUGCAGCUAUUGUUGCAUGUGUUCCAAAGAAAGCACAUAUUGACGGAUUGGGUGAAACAGAGUUUAAGAUAACUGCAAGUGAGAUAAUUACUGCUAUUGAAGCAGGACUGGAUGAACCUAUUGAAGCUGAGCCUGAACUCGAGGUACCAAAAGAGUUGAUCUCUUCAUCACAGAUAGCUGAGUUAAGGAUGCAACAGAAGCCAUCAUUUAUUCCUUUAAACCCAGAGACUAGUGUCACCAAAUUUCAUGAUAAGGAAACAGGGAUCACUCAAUGCCGUCUUUCAAAUGGAAUUCCUGUGAAUUAUAAGAUUUCAAAAAGUGAAAAUAAGGCAGGCGUGAUGCGGCUUAUAGUUGGUGGGGGACGAGCAGCUGAAAGUCCUGACUCACAAGGAGCUGUCGUGGUAGGUGUUCGAACUCUCAGUGAGGGAGGUCGUGUGGGAAGCUUUUCAAGGGAGCAGGUGGAACUUUUUUGUGUGAAUCACUUAAUAAACUGUUCUCUGGAGUCAACUGAAGAGUUCAUUGCUAUGGAAUUUCGUUUCACCUUGAGAGAUAAUGGGAUGCGCGCAGCUUUCCAAUUACUUCACAUGGUUCUUGAGCAUAGCGUCUGGCUUGAGGAUGCAUUUGAUAGAGCAAAGCAGUUAUAUAUGUCAUACUACCGGUCUAUUCCUAAAAGCCUGGAACGAUCUACUGCUCACAAACUCAUGUUAGCUAUGUUAAAUGGAGAUGAGCGGUUUGUUGAGCCUUCGCCAAAAUCAUUGCAGAAUUUAACAUUGCAAACCGUGAAGAAUGCAGUGAUGAAUCAAUUUGUAGGCAAUAACAUGGAGGUAAGUCUUGUUGGGGACUUUUCAGAGGAAGAAGUUGAGUCUUCUAUUCUAGAUUACCUUGGUACAGUCACAGCAACAACAAAUUCUGAGCGAGCACCACCUUCUGUCCCCAUUGUGUUUCGAACAUCACCAUCUGAGCUACAAUUUCAGCAGGUAUUUUUAAAGGAUACGGAUGAAAGAGCAUGUGCUUAUAUUUCAGGUCCUGCACCGAACCGUUGGGGUGUUACAGUUGAUGGUUUAGAGUUGUUAGAAACAGUUAGUCAUAUUUCAAGAACAGAUGCUACAACACCAGUAAAUGACGCAUUCGAUAAUGAUAUUGAGAAGGGUCUGCAGAGAAAACUUCGUAGUCAUCCACUGUUUUUUGGUAUCACGAUGGGGCUUUUGGCUGAGAUUAUAAAUUCUAGGCUUUUCACAAGUGUACGGGAUUCUCUUGGAUUGACAUAUGAUGUAUCCUUCGAAGUGAGCCUGUUUGAUAGGCUUAAGCUGGGAUGGUAUGUUAUAUCUGUAACAUCGACUCCAGGCAAGGUGUACAAAGCUGUUGAUGCAUGCAAGAACGUUCUGAGAGGUUUACACAGCAACAAAAUUGCCCAAAGAGAGUUGGAUAGGGCAAAACGUACUCUUCUUAUGAGACAUGAAGCUGAAAUAAAGUCCAAUGCUUACUGGCUUGGCCUAUUGGCUCAUUUGCAAGCGUCUUCUGUUCCAAGGAAGGACUUAUCGUGCAUCAAAGAUCUUACGUCAUUGUAUGAAGCUGCCACCAUUGAUGACAUAUACAUCGCUUAUGACCAGUUGAAAGUGGAUGCAGAUUCUCUGUAUACGUGCAUUGGGAUAGCUGGAGCUCAAGCUGGGGAAGAAAAUAUCGGUUCGUUUGAAGAGGAAGGUUCAGACCAAGAUUUUCAAGGUGUUGUUCCCACUGGACGCGGCUUAUCUACGAUGACCCGACCAACAACAUGAUCCUCUCUUGAUAAAAUUUUUUAAUCACUGAAAGAAAGGAUCCACGAAUGAAAGGAUGAAUGUUCACUCUGAAAUAGCCUAUCGUAUACGAAGCUGCAGCGCCAAUCUCCCUCGGAGCAUCAAAGGCAGAUUGUCAUAAGCGAAUUAACGAACAAGUGGUUUAAUUGGCACCAUCUUCAUAUUGAUUUUCUUUCUAGCUAUCAGUCAACGAUGCCGAUUCAUUUUUCAUAAUGCAUCAUUUAGAUAGCAGCCACAGAGCUCGAUUGUCUUCAUCACAUGUCAAAGUAAGAUAGAUACAUUACAUUGUAUGCUUGUAUUUUAAAUCAUAUAUCGUAAAUUUUAGUCUGUCGUCGAACUACGACUAGUAAAAGAUCAAUGUGUUCAAUAAUAUCAAUCUAGACAUGAUACAUUGUACUCGA
Molecule: messenger RNA, 4378 nt
Organism: Momordica charantia (bitter melon)
Lineage: Eukaryota; Viridiplantae; Streptophyta; Magnoliopsida; Cucurbitales; Cucurbitaceae
Product: Insulinase (Peptidase family M16) family protein
Molecular function (GO): metal ion binding
Source: RefSeq, a predicted model, not a curated record